Molecule: messenger RNA, 2805 nt
Organism: Erpetoichthys calabaricus (reedfish)
Lineage: Eukaryota; Metazoa; Chordata; Cladistia; Polypteriformes; Polypteridae
Product: serine/threonine-protein kinase pim-2-like
Exons: 7
Coding region: 237-1181 (314 amino acids)
Biological process (GO): negative regulation of apoptotic process; protein autophosphorylation; regulation of mitotic cell cycle
Cellular component (GO): cytoplasm
Molecular function (GO): ATP binding; protein serine/threonine kinase activity
Source: RefSeq, a predicted model, not a curated record
UGUAAACUUCAGACAAAAGCGGGGCCGGCUGCUCGGCGAUGCCGCUGGAAACGCGCCUCGUGUGGUCUUGUUUACUAGCAGCAACUGGGAGGCGUGAGCGCGCGCGCUUUUUGGAGUGAUCUGACAAUUACACCGCCAAGGUCACCUCAUACAUACAUCGCACAUUUUUUUAUCCCGAGUUUAUUUUUUUGUUGUUUCUUUACUGAGGAGAUGCUAUGUAAAAUAUUUUUUUAAAUAUGCUAGAGAAAUGGGUAGAAGACGACGUGUGUUUUCGCAAUGUACAUGAAAUGAAGACGAAAGAGAAACAAGUGAUGGAAUCCUUCGAAAAACAGUAUAAGGUGGGGCAGCUGCUUGGAAGUGGAGGCUUUGGAACCGUCUAUGCAGCUCAGCGCCUUUCAGAUGGUCUGCCGGUUGCAGUGAAACACAUUUCAAGGGAUAAGAUCCACCAUUGGGCCCGGAUUCCUAAUGAAUCUGUGCCAGUGCCAAUGGAAAUUGCUCUUCUACAGCGUUUACGGAGUGGGGGCUCUCUGAACCCUAAAGGCAUAAUCAAAAUGAUAGAUUGGUUUGAGAAACCGGGAGAUGGCUACUUGAUUGUUUUGGAAAGGCCCCAAAUGUGCCAGGACCUUUUUGACUUUGUAACUGACCGUGGUCCUCUGGAAGAACCCCUGGCGCGAAGGUUCCUUCAACAGAUCACGCAAGCACUGCAGUACUGCCAUGCAUGUGGAGUUGUCCAUCGUGACAUAAAGGAUGAAAACAUUCUCUUAGAUAUGCGCACUGGAGAAAUUAAAAUAAUUGACUUUGGAUCCGGUGCUGUACUAAAAGAUACGCCCUACUCAGGUUUUGAAGGUACUAGAGUGUACAGUCCCCCUGAAUGGAUUACAAGUCAUCAGUAUCGGGCCGAGCCUUUAACAGUUUGGUCUCUUGGCAUUCUUCUGUUUGAUAUGGUUUGUGGGGACAUUCCAUUUGAGAAUGACAAAGAAAUUCUCCAGGGGAAGCUACACUUCACUAAAAGAAUAUCAGCAGAAUGCCAGUCACUUAUUCGGUGGUGUUUGGCUUUUGCUGCAGAUGACCGUCCAUCCCUUGAACAGAUACUCUCUCAUUCUUGGAUGACUGUGUCCACAGAAGAUGAUGACUUUGCUCAAGAAUCCUACAAUUUGGCACGUAGCAAAGACAGUUUAUGAGUGAGAGUUAAAGGAUCCUGGACUUCAUUGAGCAAUAUCAGAUUCCUUUGUAUAGGUUCUCUUGUUUUUAGUGCAAGUUGUAAGAUUCAGGAAUGUGCACCUUAAUUUUGGAUGUUUUAAGUGCCCUUUUUAUCUGUUGUUUAACAUCUGCAGGUAUAGAAUUGCAUACCAAAAAUGGCUACUUAUUUAACUUAUUUACUCUUGGUGGCUGUUUGUUUAGGAAGCACUUCCUUUCCUACCUCGACUUUUUCCCUUGGAAAAAGGACUUUAUAACUUGUUCCUGAAAUACAGUUUUAUAUUAUUAUUAAAUGCAUUUAUUAGUUAUAUACUGUUCAUUUAUAAACCUGGUUUUACAGGUAAUUAGUAUUAGUAAGGGGAUCACACUACCUCUUUUUGAGCAUCAACAGGGUUUAAAUUCUUGAAAUAGAUUUAAUUAAAAUAGAUAGCAAGAUCAGAUUGAAUGACAUAGAUGCCUGCCAUUUUUCAAGUGUGUUCAAGUUUCCAGGCAUUGGAUGUACUGACAGAAUUUAGAACAAUAAGGCUUGGAUGUAAAAGUCAUUUUUACUGUUACCAUUUUGGAGUGUUGACCGAUUCCUAUUACCAUUUUAUAUUAACUUAAAAACCUAUCCUGCCUACAACACAACUGUGAGCACUACCAAUUUAUGUCAAAUGUCAGUGAGCCAUUCCAUAGUUUAGAGUUGUAACAGUUAUUAAAAUGAUUGAUUUUUACCAUUUGUACAAAGUAAGCAUCAGCAAAUGGUCAAUUUAAUGUAUAAUUCUAAAUGUAUUUGCUGUAUUUAGAACAUAACACAUAUAGGUAAACUGAAAGCAAGAGCAAAAUAAUAAAAGGUGACUUACAGAGGUUUUGAUUUUCAAAUCAAUAGAGUAAAUCGCCCAGCCCUAGUGACAGCUAAUUUGUUUUUCAAUCUGAUAUUUUGUUGCAUUAUCUUUUAAUUAAAAUAAACAUUACUAGCAGACAGACAAAAAUUGAGUUACCUUUUUGGGGCUCAGUAUUUUUUGAAUAGGUGCGACAAGUCAACACUAGGUUUUUUUCUAAGCAUGUUUGAAUGUAAAUUUGUUUAUUUUUGUACACUUGCCAAGGAAGGGUUAGUAAAUAAUUUCUAUAAUGCUCAGGAAAAUUGUAUGUUUAUAAAUCAGCACUUUGAAUGCAGUAUUGUCGUCUUGUCAGUAUCUGCAUUUUGAUCAAGUUGGGACCUCGCUAUAUAUUUGUGUACAUUUAAAAAAUGUUUCCUCAUUCAGGGUCGGCUGAGUAUUGUACAGCUGACUAUUGUACAGUUGGUGCCUGUUAUAUUAACAUGUAUUCUUUUUUGUUUAAUAUUAAACGUGUGGUUCAGUUCUGAGAAAUAUUUUUGUAAAAUAAGAUUUUUGUGUGAAACUUUUGUUGUAUAUAUUUUCCUAAAAAUUAUUGUGGAAUUUGAGUCAACUUGUUUUUAUGUUAUUUGAGUACUUGUGUAAUUAUUCUUGUGGACUGUGACUUUUUAUUAUUUAAAUGAGGUAUAAUCAGUUAAAAGUGUUUGGUCCAGACCAUAUUGUUCCUAUUUAUUAAAUUCAGAGCAUGAAGUUGUCACUCUAAACUCACAAUGUGUUACAUAAAUGUAUAUAA